AUUGGACAAUGUUUUUUUUUAUUUGAUGUUUUCUAAAAAUAGAUUGAACUUAAAGCCACUAGAUGGCAACACCUGCUUAGGUCUACAAGGUAAACCACUCACUGUUGUGAUGCAUUACAAUCCAGCUUAAAUGGUUUUCUUUGCUAAAUGUUUAUGUACGAAUUAUAUACAUUUACAUAUUAAUAGAACAAACCAUUAAUCUCUCUCUCUUUUUUAAUACUCCAAUAUCAUUUGAGAAGUGUAUACUACUUGUGGAUCAUUUAAGAUCAGCUGUUGAUAUUACGGUGUUCACAUUUCUUUAUUACACAGGUUGCCGUUUAAAACGCUGUAUGAUUGUUGAAUUACACUUGAGCUUCAUUGUGGGCCAUCACUCAUUCAUCUGCUCUCUCUCUUUUGUGUACCCACUCUCGUUUCCUGUGUUCUGUGCUGUUGUCAUGACUACUGUUGCCAAGGAGAGGCAGCCACAAGAGAAAGGAAACUUAAACCAGAGAUCUUGUAGCUGUAAUAUUUAAUUCAUCACCUCAGACACUAACGUUUGCAUGUUAUGGAGAAGGAUGAAACAAAGGAAAAGGGUAAAAUAACACAAAAACAACAAAGCCAUAUGAAAUAACUUGGUAGUCUCUUUAUCAAAUAAUUAUAUUUUAAAAUGUAAGUUUCAGUAACCCCCGCACCCCCCCAAAAAAAACCCACUAGCAAUUCAUCUUUAAUCACCUCGCAAGGUAACCUUAUAUUGCAGUAAUCAGAUCAUUUGUACCUUUGUAAAAUAUCCCUUUACAACUUAACAGCCAUGUGAUUUCACACUUCUGCCUAAAACACUGUUAUAGAGUGUUUUUGAGAGGAAGUAGAUUACUGAUGAUCACAAAAAAAAAAAAAAAUCGACUGGUAUACUAGUGUGAGGAUUUUGGUAUAAGCCAUCACAGUCGCCCUCAGAAUUGCCCACAUUAGCAAACACCCUCACAAGCCCACCCUUUUAAAGCAAUUUCUUUGUGAAAACAGUCUCAUAAAGGAAAAGGGCAAGCACUCUUUGCAGCGUCCCAUCAAAAGCGCUUAAUGUUUUGAGGCGUAUUGUAGACAGCCCCUAGAUUGUCUUUGUGUUAAUUGAUCUGCUAGCAGACACCAGUCUCGCCCUCCCUCCUCUGUCUCGCUCCGUCUCCCUUUAUAUCCUGCCAUCCACUGCUUUCCUUUCAGGAUGAGAGUGGCUUUGCUCGACAGUGUUUCUAAAGAUGGAUGAGACUGGCAUACUUGAAACACCUGUAAGGGUUAUCGGCCUGCCCAAUAGGCAAUCGCUACUCUCACAGCAAGCAACCAACCCAUGAAGGUUUUGUUGCAGGGAACAGGACAUUGCUUUUGUCUUUGCCUUAGUGUCCUGAAGCACAGCACUUCCUUUUGUGUCUGCUCUCGAUAAGACCCUCUUCUCUAUAAGAACAUCUAAACUAAAGAGCUUGAAAGAGGACAACGUCUUUACUUUUGGCAUCUAUUCGCACAGGUGUCACAUCUGAAGAACCUUUCUUUUUAUUGUGGAUAAUUUGCGAAGGCCUUUGCCAUCGUUCAAACUCUAGUUUAGGUUCUGUUUGACGUUUGUUGGGUGCUUGGAAGUAAAGGAUCUUUGACAGCCACUGCAUCUAUGUCACGGUAUCAAAUUAAAUUGGUGUGACCUGUUUGGGUAAGGCAACACCGGACUGGGUAGCAACAGAGGCACAUGUGCCAGUGAUAAGAGUAGAUCUUUCUUUACCGAGAAGACAACAAGUCCACAGCACUUAACAGUGGUGCAAGACCAACUUCUACCCUCUGGAUGUAGCCUGUGAUGGUGGUACCCUUACUGAAGUUCAAUCAAUCCCAUGUGGGUGAGUUGAGACAAGCGCCAGCAGUUCUUCAAUUAUUCAUCACUUCAAAGAAAGACCAGGCGAAAGUGAACACGACUGUCUGAGAAACCAAAAGAUGGACUAGAAUGUGCCUGAACAAAACUUUGUUCCAAUAAAUUUGAAAGAAAAAAACUGAGAAGUCUUUUUUAAGGAGGACUGACCAAGACUUUUUGCGGAGGAUUUGCAAAUGUGAAAAUACCAAAAAACUGACUAGUAUGCACCUGAACAAAAUUUUGCUUUGAGAAAUUUGAAAAAGCAAAACCGAGAGGUCUGGCAAGGAACUUUGCAAGAAGGACACGAGGACUGACUGAGACUUCUUGCGGAGAACUGACAAACGUUGCGACCAAAAGACAGACUAGUCGAAACUUUGCUCCAAGAAAUCUGAAAGAGAUAACACAGAGGUCUAGCAAGGAACUUUCAAAGAAGGACUGACUUAGACUUCUUGCUAAGGAUUAAGAAACGUGCCGACCUCUGUGGGCAAGGAGGACAGAAGCUGUUAUUUAUAGUUGGACCACCUGCAAGCAGAAAAGUGUCGUCGAGGUUGUGGCCCGAGGAGGCGUGGUACUCAGAGGGUGGUGAGAUGGUGAAUACAGGUAUGCAGCUGAUCAGCUUCACCUGUGCUGUGACAGGUUGGGUGAUGGCUAUAGCAGUGACUGCACUGCCCCAGUGGAAGGUCACGGCCUUCAUAGGCAGCAACAUCUUGACCUCUGAAAUUGUUUGGCAGGGGAUUUGGAUGAACUGCAUCUACCAGACCACUGGCCAUAUGCAGUGUAAAACCUACGACUCCAUGCUGGCUCUACCACCUGAUAUCCAGGCAGCACGGGCACUGAUGUGCAUUGCUAUCUUCUUAGGCUGGUUGUCCUGCACCGUUUCUUGCUGUGGAAUGAAGUGCACCACCUGUGCCGGGGACGAUCUCCAUGCCAAGGCUGGCAUAGCACUGUCUGGUGGGGUGCUCUUCAUCCUGACGGGCCUGUGCGUCCUAGUGCCGAUUUCCUGGACAGCAAACACUGUGGUGCAGGACUUCUACAACCCCAAUGUUCCCCUCCAGCACAAGCGGGAGCUAGGGCAGGCCAUUUACCUGGGAUGGGCAGCAGCAGUGAUUCUUAUGAUCAGCGGGGCGGUGCUAAGCAGUACCUGCCCGCACAUCGAGAGAGGAGGGUACAGACGUGGGUACAUAGGUCGUAGUUUUGCAAACUCAAGGCCUUCUGCUCCAGAUCCGCCGAAUCCAAUCACCACCAGUACCCUGCCUCUCAAGGAGUAUGUAUGA
This is a messenger RNA of Cyprinus carpio (common carp), 3129 nucleotides long. Its product is annotated as claudin-4-like. NCBI's taxonomy places the organism in Eukaryota, Metazoa, Chordata, Actinopteri, Cypriniformes, Cyprinidae. The record is from RefSeq and is a predicted model, not a curated record. Bases 2443 to 3129 code for a protein of 228 amino acids. The transcript has a single exon. Gene Ontology annotation, molecular function: structural molecule activity. Gene Ontology annotation, cellular component: plasma membrane; bicellular tight junction. Gene Ontology annotation, biological process: cell adhesion; bicellular tight junction assembly.